CACUGGAGCCAGGCCGCGCCCCGCAGUCUGAGCUCCAUCCCCGGGAGGACAGAUUGCUGUGCUCUCGGACUCUUCUCUCCACAUCGUCUCUCGUGCCUCCAGUGUCUCCCGUGUCUCUUGUCUCCCGCGUCUCUUGUCUCCCGUGUCCAGGAUGUCCGGGGUGGCCUCGCGCCUCGCCAAGGAGCGCGCGCUCGCGGCGGGUUUCGGUACAAACGCCCGGGCGGUGCCGUUUCUGAACCAGCGCUUUGAGGAUCUGCGGGCGGAGUGCGCGCGCAGCGGGCAGCUCUUCUGCGACAGCAUGUUCCCCGCGUCUGCGCAGGCGCUCGGCUUCAAAGAGCUGGGCCCGGGCUCCUACAAGACCCGCGGGGUCACGUGGAAACGCCCCACGGAGCUGGUGUCAAACCCUGAGUUUGUUUUGGGCGGAGCCACAAGAACAGACAUCUGUCAGGGAGCUUUAGGUGACUGCUGGUUGCUCGCGGCAAUCGCAUCUCUGACGCUAAACGAGUUUGUGAUGGCUCGAGUCGUGCCUCAGGACCAGAGCUUCGGAGACGACUACGCCGGAAUAUUCCACUUUCAGUUCUGGCAGUUCGGUGAGUGGGUGGAUGUGGUGGUGGAUGACCGUUUACCGGUGAAAGACGGAGAGCUGCUCUUCGUGCACUCGGCCGAAAACCGUGAGUUCUGGAGCGCUCUGCUGGAGAAGGCCUACGCCAAGUUGAACGGCUGUUAUGAGGCGCUCUCUGGGGGCACCACCACGGAGGGUUUUGAGGACUUCACUGGAGGCAUCGCUGAGAACUUUGACCUGAGCCAACCUCCAUCAAACCUGUUCCACAUCCUCCAGAAAGCCCUGGAGGCCGGAGCUCUGCUGGGCUGCUCCAUCGACAUCACCAGUGCUGCAGACUCUGAGGCGGUGACUCGACAAAAGUUGGUGAAAGGCCACGCCUACUCUCUGACGGGCGCCGUGGAGGUAAACUAUCGUGGUCAGAAGGAGAAACUGGUCCGAGUGAGGAACCCCUGGGGCCAAGUCGAGUGGACGGGCGCCUGGAGCGACGGGUCCUCUGAGUGGAACUAUGUCCAGGGAGACUGCCCUCACGCCAAUGCAGAGGACGGAGAGUUCUGGAUGUCAUACAAAGACUUCUGCAGACACUACUCUCGUAUCGAGGUUUGCACGCUGACCCCGGACGCCAUCUUGGAUGACUCAUUGAAACACUGGAGCACGGCCAAAUACGACGGGACCUGGAGACGUGGCUCCACGGCUGGAGGCUGCCGUAACCACCCCUAUACGUUCUGGACUAACCCUCAGUUCGUGAUCCGCUUGAGUGAGGAGGACGAUGACCCUGAUGAUGGAGAGAACGGCUGCAGUUUUGUGGUGGGACUUAUCCAGAAGAACCGCAGAAAACUGAGGCGUCAGGGAGAAGACAUGCACACCAUUGGCUUCGCCAUCUACGAGCUCCCCCCUCAGUUCCAUGGUCAGUCAGAGGUCCACUUGGAUAAAAACUUCUUCCUGACCCAUGCGUCGGCCGCUCGCUCUGAGACCUUUAUAAACCUGAGGGAGGUGUGCAACCGCUUCAGACUGCCUCCCGGAGAGUACCUGAUCGUACCCUCGACCUUUGACCCCAACCUCAACGGAGACUUCUGCAUCCGAGUGUUCAGCGAGAAGCAGCAGCAGACUGUACCCUGUGAUGACCCGGUCGAUGCAGAUCUUAAGGAUGAGACGGUCAGUGACUCAGAGGUGGAUGCAGGAUUCAGAGGACUCUUCACUAAACUUGCUGGACCGGACAUGGAGAUCUCGGCUCCAGAGCUCAGGACCAUCAUGAACAAGAUCGUCUCCAAACGAAGUGACAUCAAGACAGACGGCUUCAGUCUGGAGACGUGUCGUGUGAUGGUCAACCUCAUGGACGACAGUGGAAACGGGAAACUUGGCCUGGGGGAGUUUGCGACUCUGUGGAAGAAGAUCCAGCGAUACCUGGAAAUUUACAAGAAAAAUGACAUUGAUAAUUCUGGAACCAUGAGCACCCCAGAAAUGAGAGUCGCCUUCAAGGACGCAGGUUUCACCCUGAAUAACGCCGUGUACCAGCUCCUCGUGGCUCGUUACGCUGAGCCUGACCUGACCCUCGACUUCGAUAACUUCACUGGCUGUUUGAUGAGACUGGAGAUGAUGUUCAGAAUUUUCAAGAAACUGGACACGAACAAAUCCGGCUCCAUCGAACUGAACCUGCAACAGUGGCUGAAUUUCUCCAUGAUCUGAUGACAUCAUUUCCUGUUUGUGGAUGACAUCACUUCCUCUGUUCAUUAUUCAUCUUUUAAUUCAAGUAUUAAACUGAAUUUUUAUUUCAAAUGUAAAACUUAACAGCUGUAACUCUAAGUUUUAAAAAUGACUUUGGGAUCAAACCUUCAAUAAAAAAACUCCAACCC
This is a messenger RNA of Periophthalmus magnuspinnatus, 2412 nucleotides long. RefSeq names its product calpain-2 catalytic subunit-like. Gene Ontology annotation, biological process: proteolysis. NCBI's taxonomy places the organism in Eukaryota, Metazoa, Chordata, Actinopteri, Gobiiformes, Gobiidae. The transcript has 21 exons. The coding region runs from base 152 to 2245 and encodes 697 amino acids. Gene Ontology annotation, molecular function: calcium-dependent cysteine-type endopeptidase activity; calcium ion binding. The record is from RefSeq and is a predicted model, not a curated record. Gene Ontology annotation, cellular component: cytoplasm.